Rhagoletis pomonella (apple maggot) is the source of this 573-nucleotide messenger RNA. It is a transcript of the gene Cpr65Av, whose product is annotated as endocuticle structural protein SgAbd-6. The record is from RefSeq and is a predicted model, not a curated record. Gene Ontology annotation, cellular component: chitin-based extracellular matrix. The transcript has 2 exons. The coding region runs from base 111 to 434 and encodes 107 amino acids. NCBI's taxonomy places the organism in Eukaryota, Metazoa, Arthropoda, Insecta, Diptera, Tephritidae. Gene Ontology annotation, molecular function: structural constituent of chitin-based larval cuticle.
AGCGAACGUAAUUUGGUAUAACAACAAGUGUGGUAGCGCAGCAUCCGUAGUGAAGUAACUUAAAAUUGCACACAAAAAAAAAGUACUGCAAUAUAAAUUAAAAAUUUAAAAUGAAUUAUACAUUGAGCAUCCUGGCACUGUGUGGAUUAAUUGCGUUCGCCUUUGCAGCGCCUCUAGAUGAUUCAGAACACGCUCAGAUUCUGCGCUACGAUAACGAAAAUAUUGGUGAUGGAUAUAAAUUUGGCUAUGAGACCAGCGAUGGUGUGGUACGCCAAGAGGAGGCUGAACUGAAAAAUGUCGGCACCGAGCAGGAAGCGAUUUCAGUACGUGGCUCGGUCAGUUGGGUGGCGCCUGAUGGACAAACAUACACAUUAAAUUAUAUUGCCGACGAGAACGGUUUCCAGCCACAGGGUGAUCAUUUGCCACAUGUUUAGGAGCAGUUUACUAAUUUUUGUUGAAGUAAUAUUUUUUAUAUGUACGCGUAGUUUUAGAGUAAACCAAAAGAAAAAAGAAAAAAUUAAGAAUUGUUGCAUACAUAUGAACGAAACAGUAUUAAAUGGACUUACAGCAAUU